AUGCCUGCCGACAUUAGGAGCUUCUUUGGAGGCAAGUCCAGCCAGGCUUCUAGUGCGUCUCCCGCGAAACCGCCAGCAAAGAAAGAGGACGUUUCAACCGCUAGGAAGAAGCGAAGCAGAAAGGUUGUCGAUGACAGUGAUGAUGAAGAGGAAGUGAAACCCAAGUCGCCUGGGCCAAAGUCGAGGGCACCGAGCAAGCCUAAACCAGCGGAGUCCCAAGGGGAGCUGACGACCACCUCGGACUAUUUUGCAUCCUCGAAAAAGAAAACAAAACCUGGCAAAAGCGAAGAUGCAACGAAGACCAAGGAAACCCAGCCCUCUGAUACUGCAUCUCUCAAUGGCCGCGAUGCUAAAAACGCCUCUGAAACCAAUGAUACAAAGACCGUCGAGCAACCACCUAGACAACGCUCCCGUAGGACGGCCAAGAAGAGCACCGUUGUUCUAGACGACGACGAUGGCUUAGGAGGCGAUGACAUUUUUGCGACAGAGUAUAAAAAACCGGGUAAAUAUGACGACGACUAUGUCGAGGAGGAUGAGCACAACAAAGAUGAUAGCGACUUUGAGGAAAUGGAAAUAAAACCGGCCAGUGCGGCCUCCGGCAAGUCGUCACGCAGAAAGAAAGCCAGUACACCCGAAUCAGCCGACGUGGCCAUGGAGGACGCACCCGCAGAACCGGCAAAAGCCUCGCGCGCAGCCCGGAAACGAAAGUCCGAGGCCGUUGAUCGGGAUGAAGAUUAUGAGGAUACUAAACCCUCGAAAGGUCCGGCGCGCGCAAAAACAGCCGCGUCGGCUCCUGCUGCCAAGAAACGGAGAGGAGCGGCUGCCAAGAAGGAUGAGCCAGAGAGCAAGGAAAUCCAGGAUAUAUUCGACAGCAUUCCGACAAUCAAACCUCCUUCCCCACCACCGCCAUCAGGUGAGAAGGCCAAAUUCAACUUUGCUGCUACGCAAAGGUCGCGAGAUCCUGUAGCAGGUGGGACCUCAGAAUUGCCUGUUGGCGCUGAAAACUGCCUGGCUGGAUUAUCCUUCGUCUUUACAGGUGUUCUUGAUACCCUCGGUCGCGAAGAAGGUCAGAACUUGGUCAAAAAAUACGGUGGCAAAGUUACCACAGCACCUAGCUCAAAAACCAGCUAUGUGGUUCUGGGAAGCGAUGCUGGACCCAAGAAACUCCAAACAAUCCAGGAUCACAAAUUGAAAACUAUCAAUGAGGAAGGUCUGUUUGAACUUAUCCGGCGACUCCCAGCCAAUGGCGGUGACUCAAAAGCGGCUGAGAAACAUGCGGCGAAGAAGAAGGCCGAAGAGGACAAGAUCAAAGCAAUGGCUGCUGAAAUCGAAGCAGAAGAGAAGCGCAAGCUCAAGGCUAAAGAAGCAAUGACACCUAAAGCAUUUGCAGGGUCUCAAACUCCCUCGGCGUCUCAAGGCGCCAAGGUUGAUGAUCAGCUUUGGACGACGAAAUAUGCUCCAACAUCCAUGAAUAUGAUAUGCGGGAACAAGGGAGCUGUUGAGAAGCUCCAAAAUUGGCUUCAUAACUGGCACAAGAAUGCCAAGUUCAACUUUUCAAGACCUGGAAAAGAUGGGUCCGGGGUCUAUCGCUCUGUGAUGAUCCAUGGACCUCCUGGGAUAGGGAAAACGACGGCAGCGCAUCUGGUAGCUAAGAUUGAAGGCUAUGAUGUUGUGGAAACGAACGCGAGUGAUACAAGGAGCAAGAAGCUCGUGGAAAGCGGUCUUUCUGAUAUCUUGGACACAACCUCUCUGCAAGGCUACUUUUCUGGCGAAGGCAAGAAGGUCGAAAGCACGAAAAAGAAUUUGGUUCUCAUAAUGGAUGAAGUUGACGGAAUGUCCGCUGGAGAUCGAGGUGGCGUCAGUGCUUUGGUUUCCAUUGCGAAGAAAACCCAUAUACCCUUGAUUUUAAUCUGCAACGAGCGAAGGUUGCCAAAAAUGAAGCCCUUCGAUCACAUCACUUAUGAGCUGCCUUUCCGGCGUCCGACAGCCGAGCAAAUCAGAGCCAGACUCUCGACUAUCUGCUUCAGGGAAGGCUUGAAGAUUCCACCUCCGGUUCUGGAUGGUCUCAUCGAAGGAACCAACUCCGAUAUUCGACAAGUUAUCAACAUGCUUUCCACUGUCAAGUUAGACCAGCAGAAUCUUGACUUUGACAAGGGAAAGGAAAUGUCCAAAGCUUGGGAGAAGCAUGUGAUCCUGAAGCCGUGGGACAUUGUCAGCAAGAUCUUAAAUGCCCAGACCUUCGCUCCGAGCUCUAAAACCACUCUGGGCGACAAAAUCGAGCUGUAUUUCAAUGAUCACGAGUUCAGUUAUCUGAUGCUUCAAGAGAACUAUCUGAGAACCAGACCAACGCUAGCUGGCAAUUACCAAGGCAAGGAACAGAAGUUGAAGCUGCUUGAAUUGGCGGACAAUGCAGCCUCUAGCAUCAGUGAUGGUGAUCUUGUCGAUAGGAUGAUUCAUGGAACACAGCAGCAAUGGAGUCUUAUGCCGGCUCAUGCUGUUUUCAGUUUUGUUCGCCCUGCAAGCUUCAUUUACGGCAAUAUGGUGGAGCGUCCCGGUUUUACCAGCUGGCUGGGGCAGAAUAGUAAGCAAGGAAAACUCUGGCGUUAUGUUAGGGAAAUUCAAGGUCACAUGCGUCUCCGUGCUUCCGGUGACCGCGAUGAGAUCAGACAGCAAUACAUUCCGCUCCUCUGGCACAAAUUAGUUCGCAGAUUAAUGGAUGAAGGCAAAGACAGCGUCGAAGAUGUCAUUAACUUCAUGGACAGUUAUUUCCUCACGCGAGAUGACUGGGAUGCUCUGGUUGAGCUUGGCCUGGGUCCUAUGGACGAGUCCAAUGUCAAGCUGGAAACACAAACAAAAGCCACCUUUACACGUUUGUACAACCAGCGAUCGCAUCCGUUGCCAUUCAUGAAAGCCAGUAGUGUUGCGGUUCCGAAGAAGAUGCCAAAGGAAAGGCCUGACAUCGAAGAUGCCAUUGAUGAAUCGGAUGAGGCAGAGGUCCUCGAAGAUGACGCACAGGAUAACGAUGAAACUGAAGAACUUGAUCUGAAGAAAGACAAGUAUGUCCGUGUGCCCAAGAAAUCAGCGGCGCAAAAAGGAGCGUCAGGCAAAGGCAAGAAGGGUAAAAAAGCGAAUGUCAAUGACGAUUUCAUCGACGAUGACGAGAAACCCAAGAAAGGAAAGGGCCGAAAGACCAAGGCAAAGGCCUGA
Messenger RNA from Aspergillus thermomutatus, 3207 nucleotides. RefSeq names its product replication factor C subunit 1. Gene Ontology annotation, molecular function: ATP hydrolysis activity; DNA clamp loader activity; DNA binding. The transcript is spliced from 5 exons. Gene Ontology annotation, biological process: DNA replication; DNA repair. The record is from RefSeq and is a predicted model, not a curated record. Lineage: Eukaryota; Fungi; Ascomycota; Eurotiomycetes; Eurotiales; Aspergillaceae. Gene Ontology annotation, cellular component: DNA replication factor C complex; nucleus. The coding region runs from base 1 to 3207 and encodes 1068 amino acids.